Cyclopterus lumpus (lumpfish) is the source of this 1160-nucleotide messenger RNA. RefSeq names its product proteasome 26S subunit, non-ATPase 10 (gene psmd10). The transcript has 5 exons. Gene Ontology annotation, molecular function: protein binding. NCBI's taxonomy places the organism in Eukaryota, Metazoa, Chordata, Actinopteri, Perciformes, Cyclopteridae. The coding region runs from base 117 to 797 and encodes 226 amino acids. The record is from RefSeq and is a predicted model, not a curated record.
AUUUCCUGAGUCAUUCCCCUUGUUCAAACGAUAAAACGAAACAACACCCGGGUAUCCCCACUUGGCUAACGUUAGCUACCGUAACACUUGUUUGACAUUUAAAAUAUUUAUUAACAAUGGAGGGCUCUGUAUCAAACGUGGAGGUCUGUCAUUUUGCCUACACGGGACAGUUUGAGAAACUAAAAGAGUGCAUUCUGUCGGAUAAAUCGCUUGCCUGCAAAAUAGACCAGGACGGACGGACCGCGCUGCACUGGGCUUGUUCUGCUGGACACGCCAACAUUGUGGAGUUUCUGCUUGACCUGGGAGUUGAUGUGAAUCUGCAGGACGAUGCGUUGUGGACCCCUCUUCACAUUGCAGCGUCUGCUGGCAGAGAAGACAUUGUGCGAUCUCUGAUAUCCAAAGGAGCUCAGCUGAAUUCAGUUAAUCAAAACGGAUGCACCCCUCUGCACUAUGCCGCCUCUAAAGACAGAUAUGAGAUCGCCCUGCUGCUGUUGGAAAAAGGAGCAGACCCCAACGUCACCGACAAGUAUGAGUCCACGCCCCUUCACAGAGCGUCUACAAAGGGCAACUUCCGCCUCAUCCAGCUGCUUCUCAAACAGAGUGCUUCGACCAACAUCCAGGACUCGCAGGGCAACACGCCUCUCCACCUGGCGUGUGAUGAGGACCGCGUGGAGGCAGCUAAGGUGCUUGUGGAACACGGGGCCAGCAUCUACAUUGAGAACAAGGAGGAGAAGACCCCCCUCCAGCUCGCCAAGGGCGGUCUGAGCAACAUCCUCCGUCGGAUUGUGGAAGGAUGAUUCUUUUAUCGAACCUAAUAGUCACGCUCCAGCUCGAGUCCCCGCCACCGCAAGUUACAUAAUGAGAGUUCUCAUCCCAGUCAGUCCUCCCGAGCGGCCUGGUAGGACACAUACGGAUGUGUAACAGGUGGAAGAUGAGAUGGCGUCAAGUAGAAAAGUUGGACUGCACUGGGUCGUCGUCAGCUCCUCAGAUGGGGGCAGUGACAUUGCCCAGACCGUAGGUGUCUCAUCAAAAGCUCUCUCUAGGGCACUAAGUGCGGUCUAUCCACUGCAGCCUAAUUUCUUAUGAUCGCUUUCUUUUUACGUUUGAAUUAUUGCAAAAAUUGCCAAAUAAAAAAACGGUGUUCAGCCUGUUUAAGUAUG